AUGGAAAAUUCCAGCCACUGUCUACCUCCGGCAAUGAUACCCCCGAACUAUUUCGUCCAAUCUAAAGGGGCGAAGUCUCAAGUUUCCAACUCGACUAAAUUGCCAGAUGAUGUUGAUGUCGAUUCAGCUGAGAUCCUUGAUUUUGCAGAAAGGGCAGGUAAAGAAAGGGUUAGUAAUAUGAUGAGAGAAAAAAUCGGGAAAGAAGACUUAAGCUCAAGAGAUAUCUUUUUGGAGUCAAGACAUUUCUGA
This is a messenger RNA of Acaulospora morrowiae, 249 nucleotides long. Lineage: Eukaryota; Fungi; Glomeromycota; Glomeromycetes; Diversisporales; Acaulosporaceae. The record is from the annotation of a GenBank genome assembly.